AAAAAUGUCUAGCCAACCAACCAAUUCAACAUGCUCUUCUGAUUGUUCUGCUUCAACUGUUGCUGCAGAAAAGCCAAAACUUUCCUUUGUUGUUUAUUGUGCUUCGAGUAGUAAAUUGGAUGAAAAGUAUUUUAGUGCUGCAACACAAGUUGGUGAGACUUGUGCUCAGAAUGGAAUUGGAGUGAGAUAUGGAGGUGGUAAUUGUGGUUUGAUGGGUACUGUUGCCAAAUCAUGCAUGGAUAAGGGUGGAUACGUUGUAGGUGUCAUCCCAAAGUUCAUGGUUGAUAAACAAUGGGGAAUGGAAAGAAAUUUCAUCUCUGAAUUGGUCAUUACCGAAACAAUGCACGAAAGAAAAGCCAAAAUGAUCGAAGAUACCGAUGCCUGUGUUGCUUUACCAGGUGGUGUUGGCACCUUUGAAGAAUUACUUGAAGUAAUCACUUGGAAAAAGCUUGGAAUUUACUGCAAACCAAUUAUCAUUGUCAAUGUCGAUGGAUACUACGAUCCAUUAAUUCAAUUAUUCAACAAUGCAGUCAAUGAAAAAUUCAUGAAUCCUAAACAUUUGGAUUUAUUCUCAGUUGUUAGUAAGGGAGAAGAUGUUGUCAAGGCAUUCGAAACUGCAGUUCCAUGGGAUAAGAAUAAUAUUGAAUUCAUUUCUGAACUUCUUUAAGUUUCAGAAAAAAACAGAAAAUUUCAAAAAGUAAAAACAAUAAAAAAGUUAAAUGACAUGAU
Molecule: messenger RNA, 729 nt
Organism: Naegleria gruberi
Lineage: Eukaryota; Heterolobosea; Eutetramitea; Acrasida; Naegleriidae
Product: lysine decarboxylase
Exons: 3
Coding region: 5-667 (220 amino acids)
Biological process (GO): cytokinin biosynthetic process
Cellular component (GO): cytosol
Molecular function (GO): hydrolase activity, hydrolyzing N-glycosyl compounds
Source: RefSeq, a predicted model, not a curated record